GUUGGCAGUUGCGAAUUUGGCCGCCGCCGCGCCUUUCUCCUCCGACCCCACCGCCAUGAACAGCGUCGGCGCCACUGCGCGAACGCCGAAUGCAAAACACCGCUUGAGCUUGCGCUACGACGACGAACGUCUACCCCUUGUCGCUGACCCACCUCCCCGAAGCACGGAUGGAGUGUCCAUGAAAUGCGUACCGUUGGCGCCGACAUCUCUUCUCGCGACCGCGCAGGACUCGGAAGGAGGAAGCAAGUACCUCAAGAUUGGUCUCUACGGCAUGAUCAACGCGAUCAUUCUCGUUCCUUUAAUGAUCAGUUUUGCGCAAAUCAUUUUUCGCGACCCCGUGUUUCAACCGUACUUGGCGGAGCUUGUAAAACUCACCAUGGUGUCGGGGGCAGUGCAUCAGAUCUGCUUCAGCGUGUUGAGCACGCUGCCAUUUGCCGUGGGCCAAGUCCAAGACGCAGGCUUGAUCUUCCUUUCCGCCAUGGCGAGCUCGAUCGUGCAUUCGUUGCACAAGGCGGACACUGUCUUUGUGAUGGAGGAAGUGUUGGCAACGACUCUGUUCACGCUGUGCGGGUCAACAGCAUUUUUGGGCAUUGCGCUCGUCGUUACCGGCAAGCUGAAGUGGGCGAGCUUUGUUCAGUACUUGCCGAUGCCAGUCGUGGGUGGGUACUUCGCCUUCAUUGGAUUUUUCUGUUUGCAAGCUGGUCUUGCCAUGAUGUCCGGGAAAGAAGUAAAGGAAAUUGCCGACUGGGGGCAGUUGAGCGACCUCAAGUCGCUCUACUUGUGCUUUCCUGGUAUCGUGGCGGGUGUGUUCAUCUGGGUCGUGACCCAGCGCAUCAAGCACUUUACGGUCCUACCGACGUGCAUGUUUACCAUCUUGGUGCUGUUCUACGGGUCGUUGAUUCUCUCGGGUUCCUCUUUUGAAGAUGCUCGCGCGUAUGGGUGGAUUGCGCCACUGCCGAACGCUACCAUGAGCGUACUCGACAUCUACAAGCACUUCAAGCCGUCGCAUUUCCACCCCGAAUUCCUACUGGAUCAACUGCCGACAUGGAUCGCCAUGUACUUUGUCGUGGCGUUUUCGUCGUCGCUGGAUGUGGCAGCGAUUGAAAUGGCCCUCCACAAACCGCUCGACCACAACGCCGAGCUUCAGACCGUGGGCUGGUCCAACUUGGUGUCGGGCCUUACGGGCGGGUUCACGGGGUCCUACAUCUUUUCGUCCACGAUUUUUUCGAUGAAGUCGGGCGUGGACAGCCGCCUCACGGGCUUGCUGGUGUUUCUACUUGAACUGACGCUGGUCGCAAGUCCGUUCUCGAUCAUCUCAUACGUGCCGAAGCUCUUCUUCGCGUCGCUGCAAACGCUCAUUUUCGUCGACCUUUUCAUGGAAUGGAUUGUCCAUGCGCGCAAGAGUAUGUACUUGAGCGAAUACGCGAUUGUGUGGUUCACUUUUUUGGUCAUGGUGCUGUGGAAUUUGCAAGCCGGCAUCGUUUUGGGUAUCAUCGGUGCCGCUUUCAACUUCAUCUUUUCGUACGUUGAGUCCACUUCGAUCCGUCGCGUGUGGAAACAGUCGCACGUGAAGCGCCAGUUCAAGGAACGCAUAUCGCUGCUCAAGUCACGCGGGUCCAUCGUCACGUUGGAGCUAGACGGGUACAUUUUCUUUGGCAGUUCGGUCAACAUCAUGUCGGAGGUCCGCAAGCACGUGCUCCUAACGACAGACGAAUACAUCCACCAAAAGAGUUCGAGAUCCUUGAGCUCGAGCGUGAUGUCGACGCCGAAUUUCAAUACCCGCAACUACAACCGACUGUCCGUGCGUGCGCCGUACAGCUUGGCGACGCCGGCGAACAUGGGCCUUAUGGCGAUGGACGAAAUGAACGACUACUUGAGCGAAUAUAGCUCGGACGCCCCGAUCCCAGCCUGCCGCACGCUCUACCUUGUAUUGGACUUCCAGCGGGUGCAAGGCAUCGACGUAACGGCCGUGCGCAGUUGCUUCAACAUCAUGAAGCAAAUGCUCGUGGAAAACGGAAUCUCGCUUGUCUUUGCCAACUUGCCCAAGCACAUUGAAGAAAUGCUACGUCUCCAUGACGUAUUUGACGUUGACGACAAAGAUGCCCCAACUAAGGCAUUCGAAACGUUGGAUUUAGCCUUGGAAUGGUGCGAAGACGGGCUCUUGACCAAGGAAUUACCCGUGGCAGACAACGCGUCGCGCCUGCUCAAGAGUGGCCGCACUUAUCAGUUGUUGGAUGUGUUGUUGCCCAAGAGCACGACUGUCGGCGAAAACGACAAGUUUGACGAUUCAACCGGGCCGUUGUAUGUGCAAACGCAAUCGUUUGAAAAGGGCCAGCUCAUUUACUCGUGCGGUGGCGACGUCGAUGGGUUUUACGUGAUCGGGAAAGGUCUCGUCGACGUGUACUUGCCGUCGAGUGAGCACAAAAAGAUGGGGCCGGGGUUCACCGGUCGCAAGCGCAUCAUGCAAGUCACGAACGGCGGACUCUUGGGCGACGUUGACAUGAUCUUGAACAAGAAGCACACGUUCACGGCGGAAGCCAAGUCGAACUGCUUCAUCUUUUUCAUCACGAAAGAGGCCCUGAACAAGAUGAAAGUCAACCACCCAAACUUGGCUGCCCGAUUCGACAAAGCAAUCAUGCGGUCGAUGGCUUUGCAUAUCUUGGAAGUGCGUGUCGCUGACGAGUGAGUAGAUGAUUUUGGAAAAUGGAAGUUGCGGAGUUGGGGCUUUGUUUUCGAUUACCGCAUUCUGAUUGAGCAAAGAUGCAGUUCACGCACUCCUACGACCUUGACGUCGCGUGUUGGGCUGGAUGUGUCAAGCGCGGAACAGGACUCCUCGAAAACAAUCCAUCAUAAUGGUCAGUCAGGCAUUCACAAACGUUUG
Messenger RNA from Aphanomyces invadans, 2881 nucleotides. RefSeq lists its product as hypothetical. The record is from RefSeq and is a predicted model, not a curated record. Gene Ontology annotation, cellular component: membrane. The transcript is spliced from 2 exons. Bases 56 to 2686 code for a protein of 876 amino acids. Lineage: Eukaryota; Oomycota; Saprolegniomycetes; Saprolegniales; Verrucalvaceae.